AUGGCUAAUGAACAAGGCCUGCUGGCGCCUGAUGUACCGUCGGGAUCUACGCCGCAAACCAGACGAAAAAGAGGGCUUUCUUUGCGCACUCAGCUACUCAAUAAGGCACUAGCUAGCCUGUUAAAUCCGUUUGCAGAACUGAGGGUCACACAGCCGGAAGUUCCUUUGACAAAUCUUUCGCCACGACUCGAGGAAACAGACAGCGAGACCUCUGACUCCGGCGUGCUGUCUACGACUGAUAUGCCGCCAAAGAUCACUGUUGAUGAACCUGGCGACGAGUAUAAGACCACAGAAGGACUGUCAGCGCUUGAUCAAAAAGGUCCUCUGUACACUGUGUCUCAUCUCAACGUGUCAAGAUCCACCACGCGGCUCACAUCGAGCAGCUCGGCAAACAGCAGCUUUGACGAGAUAGAUACCCCCCGCUCUCGGAGGUUUCUUGCACGCCGGCGUGCCCGAGCCUCGUACCUUGCGUUGAUGUCAAGAAUCAAGCAAAAGAUAUUGGGCGAAUCGGAAUUGGGAAAGUCAGACUCGGGAAGAGUGAUUCCGCUUUGUGCCGCUAAAGAACGCGCCAACGAAAUUUUUAACGACCAGUUUUACAAUGCAAAUCAAGGAGGCUACAUCGACGAGCGGACAACCGAAACAUACUGUUCGAAUAUGAUCACGUCUCUGCGCUACACACUCUACUCCUUUCUCCCCAAACAGCUCAAAGCACAAUUCUCGAAGUUAGCUAACUGCUACUUCAUGGUCGUUGCGAUAAUGCAGAUGAUCCCGUCAUGGUCGACCACUGGUAAAUACACAACAAUCGUCCCUUUGGUGAUUUUCAUGUCCAUCUCGAUGGCCCGUGAGGCAUUCGACGACUGGAAGCGGCACGCCCAAGAUAAAGAGGAAAACAAUAAACUUACGCAUAUCAUCAAGGAGGACGUGGAUUUAGCUCAGCUUGACACGCAUCUGAUUGCUACUAUAAUGACGGAAACUAUACCCGUACCAAAUUUAAACGCGCCGGGCUCAUCCGCUGCAUCGAUCGCGGAUAUCACCAACGACAGUUUUCUGAACAUGUCGUUGAUGAACCGAUACAACAUGAAGCUGUACCCCACCAAGUGGCAAGAUGUGCAAGUUGGAGAUCUUUUGCUCAUAAGGGAAGACGAGUGGGUCCCUGCAGAUAUUGUUCUUUUGGCCGUUGAUGGCCAAGGAAUAGACGCGUACGUUGAGACUAUGGCACUUGACGGCGAAACAAAUUUGAAAACCAGAUGUCCGCAUCCAGAGCUUUCGAAAUAUGCAUCAAAAGUCACACGCCUCAAGAAUUUAUCUUGCAUUCUCACAGUCGAAGACCCAAACCCUGACUUAUACAACUUCGAAGGACACUUCAAUCGGGAUGGGCUGAAUUAUGCAUUGGGUUCCGAAAAUGUCAUAUACAGAGGGAGCAUAUUGCGUAACACGAAGUGUGUUUUAGGAAUGGUUGCCUUUACCGGCGAAGAGUCCAAGAUAAGAAUGAACAAUGUUCGCAACCCGCGUACUAAAGCUCCAAAAUUGCAAGGGAAUAUCAACUACAUUGUAUUGUUUAUGGUGAUCGUCGUGAUUUGCCUUUCGGCAUUUUCAUUGAUGGCAGAGCGAUUGUUUUACGAUCGAUACAAGAGCAGAAUGUGGUAUACGUAUCAGGAAGAUGUCGGUGUUGCUGCUACAUUCAUGGGCUUUGUCAUAAUGUACAAUACCCUUAUUCCCUUGUCUCUCUACGUGACCAUGGAAAUCAUUAAGGUCAUGCAGUUAUUGUUUCUUCAAUUUGAUAUUGACAUGUAUCACGUCGAGACAAAUACUCCGGCAGACGCAAAAACAGCCACAAUUUUAGAAGAGUUGGGUCAAGUUUCAUACAUUUUCAGUGACAAGACUGGUACUCUCACUGAUAAUAAAAUGAUUUUCCGCAAGUUCAGUGUUUGUGGAACCAACUGGUUGCAUGAGGUGGACUUAAUUGCAGAGGAAAAACAUCGUCCAAGCACCGAAGACUAUCUUUCCAAUAUCUUGCAGCGGUCGCCCAUUCAAUCUCGGGAAACCUCUCCGAGAAACAGCACUACAUCGGUCGUUAGAGAAAGUAUGGAGCUCCAAUACCUUGAUGCAGAACCAUCCUGGACUUCACCGUCUAAGCCAAUUGGACUCGAGAAUGCUGCCAACUCUUUGCUACUACUCAAACACAUUCAGUCACACCCACAUACCCUCUUUUCGAAAAGAGUGACUUUUUUCUUGUUGAGUAUUGCCUUGUGUCACACGUGUCAACCACGAAAGGAAGACAACUUCAUUCAAAGCAGAAAUGCGUCUGCAUACACCCUUGAAGACUUCGAGCCUGAGGAGCUUAGUGAGGUCGACACUGAUGCCUCCAUUAUUUAUCAAGCUGCUUCUCCGGAUGAAUUGGCUUUAGUCAAUGCUGCGAGAGAAUUAGGUUUCAUUGUCCUUGAUAAGCAACACAACCGUCUUCAGAUUAAAACAUACCCCAACGGAUUCAGAGCCGCGCCUUGCUUUGAGGACUAUGAAAUCUUGGAUGUCAUAGAAUUUACCUCAGCAAGGAAGCGAAUGUCAAUUGUUGUGAGAUUCCCAGAUUCGAGAAUUGCAGUAUUCUGCAAGGGUGCGGAUAACGUAAUCCUAGAAAACCUAAAAAAUGCCGAAUUAGCAAAGCAGAAAGCACGUGAUAUAACGCUCUCCUCCAACGAUAGAAAAGUUUUAGAGGCAGAAGUUGUUCUUCAAGCUAGACUUUCGAACGAAUUAGAGUCACGGAAUUCUAUGGUGUCUUUGAGAAAUAGUAUUGAUUUAGCUCAGAGACUCGGAUCCAUCGAUGGUAUUGUUCUGGAGGAGAGUCAAGACUUGAAGAACAUUGCAGUGAAGGCCCGUGAAACCUUACACUCACAUCAAGCAAAACGUUACAGUUUGGAGAGCCAUACAAAGAAACCCGAAGCCCACAUGUUCCUGAUUCCAAGUGAUAAGAUUUUAGUUAAUGAGGAAUAUGUCAUAGAGAAGACUUUAGAACAUAUCGAAGACUUCUCAACAGAAGGGUUGCGAACAUUGUUGUAUUCCUUCAGGUGGAUUUCCAUGGCUGAAUAUAAUGAGUGGGCUAGAGAAUAUCAUGAAGCAAAGUCCGCCUUGCAUGAUAGAACUUACAAAGUGGAGAAAACUGGGGCUAAGAUCGAGACUAAUCUCCAAUUGCUUGGAGCGACUGCUAUUGAGGAUAAAUUACAAGAGGGGGUGAGUGAUGCAAUUGAAAAAUUGAGAAGAGCAGGUAUUAAAAUGUGGAUGUUGACUGGAGACAAAAGAGAAACUGCUAUCAACAUUGGACAUUCAUGUCGGCUCAUCAAGGAUUAUUCCACAGUGAUAGUCUUAACGAUUGACGAGGGCUUGCAAAAAUUGACACAGAGAAUAGGAACAGCCUGCAACGAGAUAAAAUCAGGUAGAAUUGCACACAGUGUUGUGGUCAUAGAUGGCGAGUCUUUGAGUCAAAUCCAGACAGACUCGACAAUAUUUUCAAUGUAUAUCGAGUUAUGCAUUCAAGUGGACUCAGCGAUCUGUUGUCGUGCAUCUCCGUCUCAAAAAGCGGAGAUGGUCAACUGCGUCAGAAAAGUAAGACCCAAAAAUGUAACUCUUGCAAUUGGCGAUGGCGCAAACGAUAUCGCUAUGAUUCAGAGCGCAGAUAUUGGUGUCGGAAUUACGGGAAAAGAAGGCCUUCAAGCAGCAAGAUCGGCCGAUUAUGCUAUUGCACAGUUCAGGUUCUUACUCAAAUUGCUCCUUGUCAACGGAAGGUAUAACUAUAUCAGAACAUCCAAGUUUGUCUUGAGUACAUUCUACAAGGAAUUGAUGUUUUAUUUGACUCAGUGCAUUUAUCAAAGAUACACCCUCUUCACAGGAUCAUCGCUCUACGAGAGUUGGUCGUUGUCCAUGUUCAAUACACUCUUCACUUCUUUGACUGUGAUUUGUAUUGGCAUGUUUGAGAAAGAUUUAAACCCAGCCACACUUAUAGCCAUACCAGAGCUCUACGCAACGGGGCGUCUCUACGAGGCCUUCAAUUUGAAGGUUUUUUUAUCUUGGAUGGUGUUAGCUGCCGCGCAAAGUGUGGCAAUUUCUUUCUUAACUUAUGAGUCAUGGGGUUUCAGUGCACUCAAGGACAAUACGUCCCUUCCUCUCGGAACAGCCAUGUUUUGGGCGCUUGUGAUUGUCAUCAACGCCAAAAUUCAAUUCUUAGAAACUCAUAAUAUCCAGUGGUUCGCGUUUGCGUCUUUCUUCAUAUCAGUAUUAGGGUACGGCCUUUGGAAUGUUUUGAUAAUGUUUUUGAACCGCGGGAAAGAGCAACCUAUUUUUUUUGUGAAUUAUGGCUUGCUCGAAUUUGGUAGUGACUUCUCAUGGUGGACUACUAUUUUGAUGCUAUUCACUGUUUUGCUCUUAUUUGAUCUCCUCAUAAAGGUCGCAAAAUUCAUCUUCAGUCCUUCCGAUACCGAGAUUUUUCAAUUGUUUGAAAAAGAUCUACACAUGAGAAGAUCUUUUGAGCAGAAUUCUUUGAAUGAACUACAUCAAAGCUGGUUUUUUGCGAGGGAUCCGUCAACCACAAGAAACAAAAUUUUGUCUCUUUUUACAAUAUUUGGAUGUCAAAAAAGAAACGAUCUUUCAGAAGCAGUACAAGAUGAAAGUCUAGGCUCCGCGUUAUAUCGAAAGAGAGCCGGUACCAGGACUUUAGAUAGCGAGCUACCACCUAGUUCGGGUGGCUUAUCAUUGAAGGAGGGCGACUAUGAAACUCCACAAUCGGAUGGCUAUGAGAUUCUUCCAAGCGGUGCUAAAAUGAAAGUGAAGAAAAGUGGUAUACUUGCCAAAAUUGCGAGACGCAAAAGAAAUACAGAUGAAGAUCUUGACGUUGAUAAAAUCAUCGGAGAAAGAAUGAAAAAUCUAGAGGAGAAUUGA
Metschnikowia bicuspidata var. bicuspidata NRRL YB-4993 is the source of this 4926-nucleotide messenger RNA. Its product is annotated as aminophospholipid-translocating P4-type ATPase. NCBI's taxonomy places the organism in Eukaryota, Fungi, Ascomycota, Pichiomycetes, Serinales, Metschnikowiaceae. The record is from RefSeq and is a predicted model, not a curated record. The transcript has a single exon. Bases 1 to 4926 code for a protein of 1641 amino acids. Gene Ontology annotation, molecular function: ATPase-coupled intramembrane lipid carrier activity; magnesium ion binding; ATP hydrolysis activity. Gene Ontology annotation, cellular component: plasma membrane. Gene Ontology annotation, biological process: phospholipid translocation; intracellular protein transport; post-Golgi vesicle-mediated transport.